Onychomys torridus (southern grasshopper mouse) is the source of this 2703-nucleotide messenger RNA. RefSeq names its product dynein light chain Tctex-type 3 (gene Dynlt3). The record is from RefSeq and is a predicted model, not a curated record. The transcript has 5 exons. Gene Ontology annotation, biological process: microtubule-based movement. Gene Ontology annotation, molecular function: dynein intermediate chain binding. Gene Ontology annotation, cellular component: cytoplasm; cytoplasmic dynein complex; kinetochore. The coding region runs from base 100 to 450 and encodes 116 amino acids. Lineage: Eukaryota; Metazoa; Chordata; Mammalia; Rodentia; Cricetidae.
CUGGGCCAGAAAAGGAGGCGGGGCCUCCCGGGAGGUCAGUGCGUAGUUGCGGAGUUCGACCGUCGCUUUGCUCCGCCCCCUGGGACUGCUAAAGCCACCAUGGAGGAGUACCAAAGACCCUGCGACGAGAUUGCCUUCAAUGCCGAUGAAGCGCAUAAUAUAGUCAAAGAGUGUGUUGAUGGAGUUUUAGGAGGUGAGGACUACAAUCAGAACAACAUCAACCAGUGGACCGCAAGCAUAGUGGAGCAAUCCCUUGCACAUUUGGUUAAGCUGGGCAAAGCUUAUAAGUACAUUGUGACCUGUGCUGUGGUCCAGAGGAGUGCAUAUGGAUUUCACACAGCCAGCUCGUGUUUUUGGGAUACUACAUCUGAUGGAACCUGUACUGUAAGAUGGGAGAAUCGUACUAUGAACUGCAUCGUUAAUGUUUUUGCGAUUGCAAUUGCCCUGUAACCCACUGAACAUUUUGGUUAAAGCCAUUUAACCUAAGUUUGUGAGUGCAUCCUUUCUACAAAGAGUAAUAAUUACCUGUUAAUGUGCUAGAUGACAAGUGUGCAAUAUGCUUCAAAGCUAUCAACAAAAACCUGAACAUUGUAAGCAGAAGUCUAAUAGAUAAGAACUUGGUAGGUUAUCUCAUAUUCUAUACAGCUUCACUUAAAGACACAAAUGUUAGCCAAAAAUAAUGCACAAAUAUUGACUGACAUAAAAAUAUAAUGUUAUAUUUAUACAAGCCUUUCACUAGCAUUAUGCACCCACAGAGAUGGGAAAAUCUAUUUAGAUACUGACAUUAUCUUAAAACUAGAAAACAUAACAGGGAUAAAUAUGUGAUCAGUGCAGAGAAAAUUACACGAAUUAGCUAAUACUUUUCUUAUUUAUUUUAAUUUCUCCCCUUCAUUGAAUUAUAUAUAAUAGUUCAUGGAAAGUAAUUUUGACACACCCCCACCUGUAUAUGAUGUUAUAGGUAGCAGCUAUAACUAACCUGUUUUAUUUUCCUGAGAACUGGCAAAUCUAUGUUUUUAAAUGUCAAUUUCUUGCAUUUACACUUGAGGUAGAAUUAAAUGAUAACCAGAUUUCCUGGUUAAGCAAAGUUAGUAAAGUAUGUAAUCAAGAGUAUGGGACUUAGACAACUGCCUUACAACCCACUCAUUAUCUACUGAAUGACUGUUCUGCGUCUUUCUCUGCCAGGCACGGCAGCUCUCAACAUGGUGUUCGAAUGCUAAGUUUCUUUUGGUAGCUGUUCAGCUAGAAAAUUGGUAUCUCUGAGGAAGGACCGAAAAGAAAGGAAAAAGUCUGGACCUCCAUGGAGAGCUAAGCAAAAAGAAUGCACUAACCAGUGACAGAAUUAUAGAUACAAUUUUUAUGGGUUGCUUCUGACCAAGCAAAAUACAUAAAGUAUGCAACUCUUACUUAAAGGCCUUAUUAGUAGUCUUAGCUAUACAAGUAAUAAAUUUAAUCAUUGCAUUAGUUACAGCUAUGUGUGCAUAAUUUAAAAUGCUUACAUGGCGUUAGGACUGAGUGGAGUAGAAUAUACAUUAAAAGCGAACAAUCAUUAGCAGGUUAUCUAAUAUCUCAGGGCUUAUGAAAUAUAGUUAAAUUUAUUAAGAAAAAUCAAUGAUUAAAAACUAGGAUACACAGCUGGCCACCCAAUGCGAAAUCAGUCUGCCAUUUAACCUUGAAAAUGAAAUCAAUUUUACAUGUCACCACUGACACCCAAUCCAUGUAAGGACUCAAAUCACGAUUCAUUGAAUUUGGGGGUAAAGAAAAGCCUAGUGUUAAUGGCGACAAUAUUACGACGGGAUUCUUGUAGGAGUACUACUACCAUGGUUGACAUUUUGCUGAAGAACUAAUGACAAGAAUGCAAAAAGAGGCUUUAAUGCAGUGAUCUGUGAUUUUUGCACAUUGGAAAUUCUUUGUCAUUACCUUUAUGUACUUUAUGCUGCUGGCUCUUGUACCUCUGGAGAUUAUAAUAGUGACCAAACUAUCUGUGUGGUUAAGGCUUAUUUUUGAUGAUUGUUGUUGAAGCCUCAUUUUAAAAGAAAUCAUACCUCGUGAGCUUGCUAUCUGCUGUUUCUAGUUCAAAUAUAAUAAAGACUAUCUUACUGUGCUGUACAUUUGGCUCUGGUUGCUAAUUCAGUGGUCAAGAAAUCAGGAUUGUGCUUACUUUAACAAAUUCCAAGCAGGAUGAGUGGAGGAGGAAAACAAAUGUGGCACUACAUAAAUAUAUUACAAUAAAUAAUUAAAUAUAUUCAUAUACACACACAGGUCUGACACAGGAAGGUCAAUAGUGUGAAGCCAGACUGUGUCUCAAAAAUAUUGUUACCCAAAUUUAGUCUUUGCCAUUACAAUAUAAUGAAUAGCUUCUAUUUCAUGCAUUUUAUUUAUGAUUUUUAACUCAAAAAGUUUUUCUUCAAAGUUAGUGUAAAAUAUAUUACGUAACUAUUUAUGAACCUUUAACAAUUGUUUUUAGUAAUUAAUUUUAUCUUAUUUGUCAAAUUGCAAAUGAGCUGCUGCUUCUUUAAAAACAAUUUGGGAGUUUAAGUAAAUUAGAGUGUUCUCAUGUACUACUUGAAAUCACAUGUAAUUCAGUUAGUGUAAGCACUAGCUGCGAUGUUUUGUAAAGCUAUAAUUUUGUGUUGGUGAAGUCCUAAUACACUGCCUAAAUAAUGGCAACUUCUCAUUAAAAGAGCGCUUUCCUGUCCUUCCCAA